AUGGGAAUCAGUGAAACAAAGUGGAAAGGUAGUGGAAGUAGAGAAGUGGGACAGGGAUACAGGAUUUGGUGGUCUGGAGGAGAAAUUGGAAGAAGAAAUGGAGUAGCUAUAGUCAUGGACAAAAAGAUGACAAGCAGAGUGAUGAAAGUGGAUGUGGUAAGUGAAAGAAUUAUUAAGGUUACGGUCAGAAUGGAGGGGGAGAUAAUGGACAUAAUACAGGUAUACGCACCACAAACAGGAUGCACGGACGAUGAGAAGAGAGAGUUUGAAGAGGAUCUGGAAAGACAAGUAAAAGAAGAGAGAACAAUAAUAAUUGGGGAUUUUAACGCACAAGUGGAUAACCUAGCCCACAUCGCACUCAAUGUGUGA
Homalodisca vitripennis (glassy-winged sharpshooter) is the source of this 369-nucleotide messenger RNA. Its product is annotated as craniofacial development protein 2-like. The coding region runs from base 1 to 369 and encodes 122 amino acids. Lineage: Eukaryota; Metazoa; Arthropoda; Insecta; Hemiptera; Cicadellidae. The transcript is spliced from 2 exons. The record is from RefSeq and is a predicted model, not a curated record.